Molecule: messenger RNA, 2785 nt
Organism: Ictalurus punctatus (channel catfish)
Lineage: Eukaryota; Metazoa; Chordata; Actinopteri; Siluriformes; Ictaluridae
Product: kelch-like protein 10
Exons: 1
Coding region: 91-1575 (494 amino acids)
Molecular function (GO): protein binding
Source: RefSeq, a predicted model, not a curated record
UGAAUUGAAAAGCUGCAUCAACACAAUCCACAUUCAGAUGAAAGCUGUACAUUCAAUAGCUCUGACCUGCAUAGACAUACUGGACAGAACAUGAGUAAACAGAAAGAAGAGAAGGGAAUGGUGAGCAGCCUGGUGAACGAGUGCUGUGCAUUCCUGAAGUCUCGGCUGUGUCCCAAGAACUGCAUUAACAUCUGGCGUUUUGCUCAGUACUCCUUCUGUGAGAAGUUGAAGCAGCAGGCCUUCUGGUUUAUCUUGCACAACUUUGAGGAGAUGGUGCGUCUCUCUGAGGAGUUCCUGGACCUGACGGUCGAGCAGCUGAGCGAGAUCAUCGAGAAGGACGAACUGAACGUGAAACAGGAGAGCGUGGUGUUCGAGGCCGUCUUACAAUGGAUCAAACAUGCACCAUGGAAACGGAAAGCGCACAUAGGAGUGUUACUGCCCAAGGUCCGUCUGGGGCUACUAACGCACGAUUACCUUAUGAACAAUGUGAGCAACAACAUUUUAGUGAUGGACAACAUGACAUGUAAGCCGAUCGUCACCAGCGUUCUGAUGGGCAUCGAUGACCUCAACCCGAGCCUUUCUCUCAGCUCUGAUCUCACGAGACUCCGCCUGCCCGGUGCUGUUCUGCUGGCCAUUGGUGGCUGGGGCCGCAGGAAUCAUACCAAUGCCAUAGAAGCAUAUGAUAUGCGAGCGGCACGCUGGGUAUGCGUCACGUGCAAUGAUGAGAGUCCACGGGCCUGUCACGGGACGGUGUAUCUGAAUGGCUUCGUGUACUGCAUUGGAGGAUUCGACUGGGUGAAUUACUUCAGCAGUGUGAGAAGGUUUGACCCUAUCACCAGAACCUGGGCUCAGGUGAGCCCCAUGCACUCUUGCCGGUGUUACGUGAGCGUGUGUGUACUGGAUGGUCAUAUCUAUGCGAUGGGAGGAUUUGAUGGUGUCCAAAGUCUGAAUACGGUUGAGCGAUAUGAACCUGAGAAUAAUAAGUGGAGCAUGAUCACACCGAUGCACGAACAAAGGAGCAAAGCAAGCGCUACAGUACUUAACGGCAAAGUGUACAUAUGCGGAGGGUUGAACGGGAGCGAGCGUUUGUUCACGGGGGAGUAUUACAGUCCUCAGACGGGAGUGUGGACCCUCAUCCCCCCCAUGAUGAUCAGAAGGAGUGGACUGGGUGUGGUCGCGUACGGAGGACAGGUUUACGCUGUCGGGGGAUAUGAUGGUAAUAAUCAGCUAAGUGAUGUGGAGGUGUAUAAUCCUCAAACCAACAUGUGGAGAAAAGGUCCAGCCAUGAACAACCAGCGUAGCAACUUCGGCAUUGAGGUGCUGGACAAUCUCCUGUUUGUUGCUGGAGGAGAGAAUGGCACUACCAUCAUGGAUGAAGUGGAGUGUUAUGAUCAGGAGACUUCUGAAUGGCAUGCAGUCAAAAACUUGGGGAUUUCCCGCAGUGGUCUGAGCUGCUGUGUGCUGUCUGGUUUACCCAACAUGGCCGAGUACGUGGCGCCCCGAGACAAUGCCUACGGAGUCCCUCAGAGUUCAUGGAGCACCAGGGGCUACCUCACACCUCCUGCCAACAUCUGAGGCAUACAAAUAAACCUCUCCCUUCAUCAGCAUCCUUUUGUUCUUGAGAAUAAAAUUAAACAUUCUGAAGCAGUGAAACUACUGAAUUUCCUUUUGUUUACUCUCUUAUGCUGCAAGUCGUUGUACUGAAACUCAUAAAACCACAAUGUCCAAAGUGCGAUAGAAAAGUUAACGUCCACCGUCCUGAGAUCUCACACACACACACUCACACCUGCAUGACACAACGACAUGGCAGUGCUCACAUGGUCAACGCUAAACAGAAUUCCCUUCAUGUUAUUUUCUAUGUGAUGAAACUGGACUUUGUUGACAUGUAGAUUUUGUGUCAUAAGUUUAGGUUUGUGACGUAAUUCACUAACGUAAAUCACUAACAUGAUAAAAUCACGGUAACGGAUCAUUUUUACAAGCAAAGAUGAAGACAGGGGACGAAGAUUAUGCAUCAUUUCUCUCUGUACAUCACAGGAAUAAUUAAUGUAGAUCUUAUUAAUAUGUUUAUCAAACUCAAAUAUGACCUUGCUCUGAGUAUCCACCAUUAUUUCCGAGCUGAGCCGGAAUGCUUUUAGAUCAGAAUGCCUUUAGAUCGGAAUGCUGGAAAAUUGGUUCUGUACUUUCGAGUACAGAAAAAUAAGCUUGAGUACAACGGAGUGCAGCAUUAAUACCAGCAGAUCCACAUUCUGUUUAAUACCCAGCAAACACAAACGCGCUUUCGACGAAGUCAGGUGAACCCAUGCCAUUUAAAUGAAAGCUACAAUUAGUCGAAAAGAGGCUUGAUCAUGACGAAAAAAAAUCAUCGACGUCAAAUAUAUGUAGAAAAGAAGCUUGAACAAUGUUAACAUUCUUGAAAUGCUAUAUUAUUUUGAAAUGAUGCGAAAAAAACUGAUUAAUGAAGUUACUGCUAUGUAAUUUCAAAGAAAUAUAUCUAGUUGUGAUUGUUCAUUGUUCAUUAAGAUUUAUUUUUAUUUAAUUUUUUAUGGGAAUAAGAAAUCUCUUGCAUAUGAAACUGCCCAUACCAAAACAUACGAAGCUAAGCACGCUCAUGCGCAGAUAUUGUCCCUUAACCUUGUUGGAUAUUAUUGUAUAGGCUAUAUCUUGAACUGGUAUGUUUGUGUUAUAUAUGAAUGGAUUGUUAAAUAGAUUAUACUCUAGGCAUUUCCAUGAUGUGUAAAAAUGUUGUUUAUUUUAUAUACCUGAAUAAAAGAUUCUGAAGUCGCAA